Messenger RNA from Eupeodes corollae, 1046 nucleotides. RefSeq lists its product as uncharacterized. The coding region runs from base 104 to 988 and encodes 294 amino acids. The record is from RefSeq and is a predicted model, not a curated record. The transcript has a single exon. Lineage: Eukaryota; Metazoa; Arthropoda; Insecta; Diptera; Syrphidae.
AACUAAAUUCAACUCAUUAAAAACAACUUUUUUUCAUUUUAGUUUUCUUUUCUACAAAACGUCAAAAUUUAAAAACAAAAAAAUCAAUUUCUUUGCUCCAAAAAUGUCAUUCGAAGAAAACAAAACCAAUUCAUCUAACGACAACUUGGAUAUUCGCUCAAUUCCACCAAUUGAAGAAAAUGAAAAAAAUGAAAUACCCAUCACAAAAUCAGUUUCCAAGCAUUCGAUUGACCAAAACUGCCCCGAACAAAACAAAAUCAAUUCAUGUAACGACAACUCGGAUAUUCGUUCAAUUCCACCAAUUGAAGAAAAUGAAAAAAAUGAAAUACCCAUCACAAAAUCAGUUUCCAAGCAUUCGAUUGACCAAAACUGCCCCGAACAAAACAAAAUCUAUUCAUGUAACGACAAUUGCAACGAUAUUCUCUCAAUUCCACCAAUUAAAGAAAAUGAAAAAAAUGAAAUACCCAUCACGAAAUCAGUUUCCAAGCAUUCGAUUGACCAAAACUUCCCCGAACAACAAACAAAAAGCAUAUCAAGUUUUCCAAAACCGCCUUCCUUAGUUUCAUCAAACAGCUCCUUGGAAUCGCAAAUACCACCUCGCCUAAAAUCAUCUGAUUCAACUGAUAUCUUGGCUCUAGAAAAAGAAUAUGAAUCUCUUCAGAUGGCUUUCUUUGCUCUAACCUCACAAUUUGCGAAGGUUCAAUUUCGAUUGAGGCAAAUAAUUCAAGCUCGGCCCGAUGAACGGGACAAUUUGCUGGCCGAACUUACUUAUGUUGCUUUUUGUGGAAUGGACGACGAAACUGAAUUGGCCAACAGUAUGCCUCAGAUGAAGAAAGAUCUACAGUCAAUGGGUAAUAUUCGGAGACGUCAGGGAUAUUUAAUUGAUCGAUUGCGUUCUCAGUUGGAACAACUCUCCGAAAAAUGUUGUUGUCGAAAGAAGUCAGUGAGGAUUUGCGAACACACCAAGGGCGAACACACCGAGGAGUAAAGUUUAAAAAAAAAGACGAAUAAAUUAUUUCAAUGGAAAUUAAAAACCUCUAUUUUUU